AUGCUACAAGAUGUUCAUGAUGAUGAAUUGGAAAAACUUUUACCACAACAUCGUCGACGAAAUAAAAUUGUUCCAUUAGAUCUAAAACAAUUUGUUGAAACAAAUCUUAUAAAAACAUCUCCACCUGCUGAUAAACAUGAUGAAACAAAACAUGAACAGCAAAUAACUAUUUGGACACGUGAACGACAAGAACAACAUGAUGAUGAUCAAAUUCAUCGUUUUAUUAUUGAACAAGAAAAGUUAAUUUAA
This is a messenger RNA of Rotaria sp. Silwood2, 249 nucleotides long. Lineage: Eukaryota; Metazoa; Rotifera; Eurotatoria; Philodinida; Philodinidae. The record is from the annotation of a GenBank genome assembly.